AUGGAGCAGCUGCUUGUUGUGAAGCUGCGGAAGCUCCUGAUGAUGUCGCUCGACCGCCGGAUCCUCCUGGAGAAGAUCGCCCACCUUCGGCACGAUCUCGGGCUGCCGGCCGAGUUCAGGGACACCAUUUGCCAGAGGUACCCGCAGUACUUCCGGGUCGUGCCCACUGACCGAGGCCCGGCGCUCGAGCUCACGCACUGGGAUCCCGAGCUUGCCGUCUCUGCUGCCGAGAUUGCUGAGGAGGAGAACAGAAUCAGGGAAGCUGACGAGCGCAACCUGAUCAUUGACAGGGCUCCUAGGUUCCGAAGGGUGAACCUGCCCCGAGGUUUGAAUCUCUCGAAGGGAGAGAUGCGGAGGUUGAGCCAGUUCAAGGAAAUGCCCUACAUAUCUCCUUACUCUGAUUUCUCUGGAUUGAGGCCAGGAACAUCUGUGAAGGAGAAGCACGCAUGCGGCGUAGUCCAUGAGAUCUUGAGCUUCACAUUGGAGAAGCGGACUUUGGUCGACCACCUCACCCACUUCAGGGAGGAGUUCAGGUUCUCGCAGCAGCUGAGGGGAAUGCUUAUCAGACACCCUGACAUGUUCUAUGUCUCGCUGAAGGGGGACAGGGACUCCGUGUUCCUUCGCGAGGCUUAUCGUGGUUCGCAGUUAAUUGAGAAGGAUAGGAUGUUGCUUCUCAAGGAGAAGCUGCGGGCGCUUGUCAUGGUUCCACGAUUCCCAGGAGGGGGUGCUCAGAAGUCAGAUGAGACAGAAAAAGCCGGAACAUCAGGAGGCGGAAGCGGCGUCAAAGGUGACGAGGAAUGGUCUGAUGUGGAUGGUCUUUUGUCCGAUGGGUUUGGCAGUGGAUUUGAUGACGAGGAUGACGAAGAUGAUGAUGAUGAUGAAGAGGAUGAUUGGAGCGAAGAAGAGGAUGAAUCUCCUCCUGAUUUUAGUGAUGGUGAAGGUCUGAACUUCAAUGCGAAAAAGCCACAAGCAGUUAAUGGCUCAAUAAAGGUUGAAGAUCAAGUUCUGAUUCCUACACUUCCAGAUGGCCAGCCAAGAGAGAGAUGGUGAACAAUGAAUUUGUUCUUUUUUCUUUGUUUGGGGCUAUUUAUGGGUAAUGACAAUUAUACACACGAUGCCCUUGCCCUUGCUGAUCAUAUACUGUUGCAUCUACUUGCAAACGCAAAUAUUGGUACGCUUAUGAACAAAUCUUCAUGCAUUGUAGUGUCGAGAAUUGAGACAAGAAUUUGAAUGCGUGAUGACAUUUCCUUGUGUCAAAAUAUCUCCGUGCAUUGUUGAAUUUUAUAUCAGUUUUUUAAUGUAAUGACAAUAUACUAGUUUCUACGGA
Musa acuminata AAA Group (dessert banana) is the source of this 1327-nucleotide messenger RNA. Its product is annotated as protein WHAT'S THIS FACTOR 1 homolog, chloroplastic-like. NCBI's taxonomy places the organism in Eukaryota, Viridiplantae, Streptophyta, Magnoliopsida, Zingiberales, Musaceae. Gene Ontology annotation, molecular function: RNA binding. The transcript has a single exon. The coding region runs from base 1 to 1050 and encodes 349 amino acids. The record is from RefSeq and is a predicted model, not a curated record.